AAACAUUACUUUUGAUAUCUUUCUGAAGCCGGAGUUUCAAACACCUAAGUUUCAAGCUCAGUUUUUUCAUUUCACCGAACACAAAAGGAAUCUGAUUUUUCUUUUAAAACUGCAUUUUUUUUCCCUCCUCUACCGCAAUGCCAAACGCGUCCUAACUCCCACUGUUCCCCGCCUCUUCCACCAUGAAAUUCCGACCAACCUCUGCACCCAUUUCGCUCUCUCUUUUUCUCUUCCCGAUAAAUUACCGCUGUCGUUCGAUAUCAACAGCUAACCGGUUGGCGUGCUUAUGGAUUCUAGAAACAUCCGACGGUGAAUGAACUGAAAUUUGCAGACAAACUGCCCUGUUGACUUCUGACUUCACUAAUGGCAUCCACUGGUUCAACGCCUACUGAUCCUUCUUCUUCUGCACCCGAGGACACGGCAGCCAAAGCCGUCAACAAGCGAUACGAAGGCUUGGUUGCGAUUCGAACUAAGGCGAUAAAGGGCAAAGGAGCAUGGUACUGGGCACAUUUAGAGCCUAUUCUGAUCAGAAACCCAGACACAAGUCUCCCCAAAGCUGUCAAACUCAAGUGUUCUUUAUGCGACGCCGUCUUUUCAGCCUCAAACCCGUCGAGAACCGCCUCGGAGCAUCUUAAACGAGGCACGUGCCCCAAUUUCAACUCUGAUUUGAGAUCCAAUUCGGUAGUUUCGCCUUUGCCGUCUCUUCCUUCUCAUAAUCAUCGAAAGCGAAGCUCUCACAUGGCUACCCCCUUAAAUUCACUAGCUAUAGUUGAGUCAACUCGUGUUUGUAACGAACUCGGUUCUCCUAAUGCUGCGUUAAGUCAGCAGCAGCAUCUGGUGUUAUCUGGUGGUAAAGAGGAUUUGGGGGCAUUGGCAAUGUUGGAAGACAGUAUUAAGAAGCUUAAGAGCCCAAAAGCUUCACCUGGUCCUUCAUUAAGCAAGGACCAGAUUGAUUCUGCUCUUGAAUUGUUAGCUGAUUGGUUCUAUGAGGCUUGUGGGUCAGUAUCAUCUUCAAGCCUCGAGCACCCAAAGUUUCGAGCUUUCCUUCAUCAAGUGGGCUUGCCUUCUUUGUCAAGGAGGGACUUGUCUGGUGCUAGGCUAGAGAACAGGUAUCACGUGGCAAAGACUGAGGUGGAAGCUAGAAUUAGAGACGCUAUGUUCUUUCAAGUUGCUUGUGAUGGCUGGAAGAAAAAGAAUUGUUGUAGUGGAGAAGAGAAUUUGAUUAAGUUUAGCAAUAAUCUUCCAAAUGGGACUAGUUUGUAUCAAAAAGUUGUUUUAACUGGAGGAUCGGUGUCUUCAAAGUAUGCUGAAGAGAUUAUGUGGGAGGCAGUGAUGAGCACAUGUGGGAGUGCUUUACAGAGAUGUGUAGGUAUAGUUGCAGAUAAGUACAAGUCAAAGGCAUUGAGGAAUUUGGAGAUUCAAUACCAAUGGAUGGUGAAUCUCUCAUGUCAGGUUCAGGGGUUACUUAGUUUGAUCAAGGAUUUCUUCAAGGAGCUUCAACUUUUCAGGACUGUCACUGAAAAUUGCAUGAAGCUUGCCAAUUUUGUAAAUAAUAAAUCUCAAGUUAGGAUUACCUUCCAAAAAUAUAGGAUGCAGGAGCUUGAAUAUGCUGGGUUGCUUCGAGUUCCUUCCAGUAAAUGUGAAUGUAAAAACGAUUUUACGCAUAUUUAUGCGAUGCUGGAGGAUAUAUUGAGCUGUGUCCGUGUGCUCCAGACAGUUGUCUUGGACGAUUCAUAUAAGGUGAUAAGUGUGGAGGAUUCUGUUGCUAGGGAAAUUGCUGGGAUGAUUCAAAGCGAGGGGUUUUGGAAUGAAUUGGAGGCAGUUUAUUCACUAACAAAGCUCAUCAGAAGGAUGGCUCAUGAGAUUGAGGCGGAGCGGCCAUUGAUAGGGCAGUGCCUCCCUCUUUGGGAGGACUUGAAAGCAAAAGUGAAGGAUUGGUCUGCCAGAUUUAACAUUGUUGAUGAACACGUAGAGAAAAUAGUAGAAAAGAGAUUCAGAAAGAACUACCACCCAGCAUGGUCUGCUGCAUUUAUACUUGACCCCCUUUACUUGAUGAGGGACACGAGUGGAAAGUACCUUCCUCCAUUCAAGUGCUUGACACAUGAGCAGGAGAAGGAUGUGGACAAGCUUAUAACCCGACUGGUUUCCCGUGAAGAAGCUCAUGUUGCCUUAAUGGAACUUAUGAAAUGGAGAUCAGAAGGGCUAGAUCCACUGUAUGCCCAGGCUGUUCAGGUUAAACAGAGGGACCCCUCGACUGGAAAGAUGAAAAUUGCACACCCGCAGGGCAGCAGGUUAGUGUGGGAAACUCGUCUGAGUGAAUAUAAAACAUUAGGCAAGAUUGCAGUCAGGCUUAUCUUCCUCCAUGCGACCUCUUGUGGGUUCAAAUGCAGUAGGUCUUCCAUGAAAUGGGUUUGUAUGCAUAGGAGCUCAAGGGUGGGCCUCGAAAGGGCUCAAAAGAUGAUAUUUAUUGCAGCUCAUGCUAAGCUUGAAAGAGGGGACUUCUUGAAUGAAGAAGAAAAAGACGAAGAGCUUCUCCGUGUGGCAAGCUGUGAAGAUGAAAUGCUUGAGGCCUUUUCUGAUGCACCAUCAGCCUUGUCCACUGGGAGACCUCUUUUGUAUGAACUAUCUGCAUUUUUCCUGGAUAGGUUUUGUUUGAGCCAAUUGGAUUGGGUGGAUGAUGAGCCAGCUUUAGCCCUUGGAGGACCUCCUGGGUCAACCUUUGACGAGCCCAAGAAUGAAUCUGUGUUCUCAGAACAGCACUACCCACUGAUGUAAAUUGCCGUAUCACCUGGAUUCUCUGUUUAUGAAAAUGUCGAGCCCCACCAUGAGGAGUGGUCCAUCUCAGUGCUUUGGUUGUCAAUUGUCUUGGUCAAAGAAAAGUGAACACUAAUGGGCCUUCUUUCCUAUCGUUUUGCUCUCCCUCUGCUUCUCUGUAAUCAAUUUGUUUAUAAUUUUUUUCCUAAGCUAGCUUAGAUCUCAUUAUCUUCAGUAACUUGUCUCUUAACCAUUCUUCCCACUCUCGUGACUCUUACUUUCAGGCUGGAUCCUUGCAAACUUUUGAUGUCAAGGUUGAAAUUUUGAAGUUUUGUAGGGCUAUCAGCUAGGGUCAGCACGAUUGCUUAAAAAGUCUUGAGCAAAGGAGAAGCAAGGAGGGUUGUCGGCAUGGAAGGCACAGGAUGGCUGAAAGGGAUACUGCAACAAACUUCAACUGAUUUUAUAGGAUUUGUGCAGGUUCUCAACUUUGCUUAUGACACAACAUAUGGAAGAUUGUGGCGAAGAUACACAGGCAGGCUUGCACUUUCCAUGUGUUUGCUAGUGGAAUUCCGGAAAUGCUGUCGCAGGCGGUGAAUUUGGUGGAGAGACACAGGACCCUGUCGGCAAAGCUGACUGCUUACCAACUAGAAAGGAAAGUUUUCUUACUCGUAUGGUAUGGAUUUAAUUGUUUGCUCCACUCAUGUUCUUGCUAAAGGGGACGAGGUAUAAUGAUUAAUACAGGACCGCACUUUUCUUUCUACAAGAAUCUUCGCACUUUCAAUGCUAUCUCAUGAUUAACCUUUUUUUUUUUAAUCUUUUUUCUUUCCACUUAUACAAGUCUUGAUUGUUUUCGAAUUCGAAGCCCAUAUUUGAAUGAUGAUGUUGAAAUGGAUUAGUAUUAUUCAUUGCUUGUGGCC
Hevea brasiliensis (rubber tree) is the source of this 3671-nucleotide messenger RNA. RefSeq lists its product as uncharacterized. The transcript has 5 exons. The coding region runs from base 364 to 2775 and encodes 803 amino acids. NCBI's taxonomy places the organism in Eukaryota, Viridiplantae, Streptophyta, Magnoliopsida, Malpighiales, Euphorbiaceae. The record is from RefSeq and is a predicted model, not a curated record.